AGCUGCGGGGAUCGACGCGAGACGCCGCGUGACCCGCCGGGGCCCGGGCGGGAGCGGACGCCGGCUUCUCGGCCCCUCCGGCCGGGAGCAGCCGGCCUGGGUGGGCCGAGCAGGCGCCUGGCGAGCGGCUGCAUCCCGGCGGCCUGUCCUCUGCCCGACCCGACCCGGCGGCCGGGGGCGGGGCUGCCAGAUCCCUGCUGGGCGGCCGCCGGCCGGGCCCGGGGCAGGGCCGAGCGCGGUUCUCGGCGGGUCGCAGGACACGUGAUUAAUAUCUGGGGACCGUCCAUCUUACAGACUGUUGAGUGCACGUGGGAUUAGAGCCGCCAGGUGUCCGCGACCAUGGCCACGAACCUUCUGGAGGACUGGUGCCGGGGGAUGGAGGUGGACAUCCACAGGUCCCUGUUGGUCACGGGCAUCCCAGAGGACUGUGGUCAAGCAGAAAUUGAGGAGACUUUGAAUGGGGUCCUCUCCCCGCUGGGCCCAUACUUCGUGCUCAAUAAGAUUUUUCUGAGGGAAGAGAAUGCCAAAGCUGCCCUCAUUGAGGUCGGAGAGGGUGUGAAUCUCAGGGCCAUACCCCGGGAAUUCCCAGGAAGGGGGGGCGUCUGGAGAGUGGUUUGUAGAGACCCCACCCAGGAUGCUGAGUUUCUGAAAAAUCUGAAUGAAUUCCUGGAUGCCGAGGGGCGUACCUGGGAGGAUGUGGUCCGCCUGCUCCAGUUUAGCCACCCCCCACGGCCCCAGAAUCAGUCCCCAGAGAACUGGGCAGAAGCUUUGGGGGUGCUCCUGGGGGCAGUGGUGCAAAUCAUCUUCUACAUGGAUGCCGAGAUCCGCGGCCGCCAGGAAGCUAGGGCUCAGGAAGUGGUUGAUGCCCAGGCAGUAGCAAUCUCAGCUUUAGCAGCGUGGAGGAAGGUCAAGAAGGAGCCAGGGGGGGCUGCAGAACUAGGGUCUGCUUUGAAGAUGGAGAAUCCCGACACCUGGAAUGACCUGGAAGACAAAGGUGACCCUCCCAAACCUCUGGUUAGCCGGGUUGGAGCUAAAAGUCGCUCCAGGAGAAAGAAGCAGAAAAAAAACACUAAGCAGGAAUCAGUGCUCUGGAAGAAGCCCAAAGGCCACCAUUCCAACAGCUCAGCCUCCUUGGAGGAUCCUGAGGCUGAUGGUGCUGAAAAUAUGGAGGUGUCAGAAUCCGUCAGGAGCAACAGAAAGCCCUGUGUGAAGCAGGAGGAGUCGGCUUUGAAAAAGCCUGUGGCGAAAUGUGCCUGGAAGGCUCCCAGCAGCCCAUCCCAUGAUGCCCGGUCAGAAGCUGUGAGCCCUGGGGUCGCUUCACAGUCAGACCAAGAUGGCGGUCAGGAGGGCCCCCCAGAGAAGAAGGCCAUGGGCUGGGCCUUGGCAAAGAGCCCUGCCCCUGUGAGAAAGAAGAAGAAGGUGAGCUUGGGCCCUGUUUCGUACGUCCUUGUCGAUUCAGAAGAUGCCAAGAAGAAGCCGGUGAUGGGGAAGAAAGGGCUGGGCUCAAGAAGAGAUGGCUCAGCUCAGAAGGCCCUUCGAGGCCCCCAGCCCGUGGGGUUGCCAGCCUCGACGUCUCGGGGCCCAAAGGCCAAGCCGAAAGGCUCUCCUCAUGCCUCCAGUGGUCAGAAUGACAACAGAAGUCAUUUGGGUUGUGCUGGCAAGGGCAAGUGGAUGAGUGGGGAACCCGAGCAAGAGCGGCAGGUCGGUGCAGAGGCACUAGGGGGCGUGGCAGGUCAGGUGGUGUGCGAGGAGGACCCCAGGGCCGUGGAGGAGGCGGAUGACACACCAGUUGAGGUUUUAGAGGGCGGGAGCCCUGACCUCCCUCCUAGGAGCCCCUGAAGGCCAACCUUGGGGACACCUAUGGGCAGGAGGUGGCAAAGCAAACCCCUCACCUCUCCUUUGUUGCUUGAGUGUCACUGUGGUAGUCUCCAGUCGUUCUGCUACUCCAUCCGACCUAGCUCCCUUGUUAAGAAUCGAAUAGUUGGGAGUGAGAACAUUUGUCAGGGUCGAUGGCUUUGAGGGUGGAGUUUUCUGGAAGCCUGGUUGCGGGAUAGAAAUGUUCAAACACUUAAAAGGUCCAAGGAAGUAAGAAAGAAAUUCCAAAUGACAUCUCCUUCCCUGGUGAGCUCUUCUAAUUUAUCCACAGAACCCAGAAAGCUUUGAUUCGGGGGACCACCCAUACCCUAUGAGUUGAAAGAAGACCAAGGACGAAGUAUCAAAUGGGGAACAAAGUUUUUUUCCUUAAGGAAUGAACCAUGACUUUGGACUCUUAGAGACCCAGUUUGGAGAGAUGGGCCUCUCAGAGGAAAACCAUGCAUGAGCUCUUAGGUGGGAGAGGUUAAGGGAGGGAGGUGCACCUCUCUGCUCUUUUCUCUGCCAGGCCUGCUUUUGCCUCUCCCCCUCGACUCACCUUCAGAGGUUGGAGAAUCGCUAAGCAGACUGGGAAAAUCCUAGAAUAUUCACUCUUCCGUACAUGGGCAGGUGCCUGUUCAUGUUCUGCCUUUCAUCCUUAUUCCCUGCUUCCUGGAGAGUGAGCUGACCUCUACAUGCAGGGCCUUUCUCCCACCUUCUCUGUUUCACCUACUAGGAAGUUAAGCAUAGAUCUGCAAAGCAGACCUGCCUGCCUUGCACCUCCUGCUCUUCAGCUUCCAUCCUCCAGUUAACUAGCCAGAGGGCAGGAAGGCCCCAAGAGUUAGUUCUGGGGGACAAGAGUGUGCGCUUAGGCUUUGAAGUGUUUGAGGUUUAGGUUCUGUGAAUAAAAAUGGUACUUGGACUCCCAUUUGGGGUCAGAUGCUCUCAGGAAGCCUGUGGGGAGGAAAGGUGAUUGGUAGGGAAGGACUCAAGCACUUCUGGCUUCCCAGCCCCAAGUCCAUCCAGCACUACCAAACUCCACAUCUUUGGGGCUGAAGACACUUCUCAUGUUAUAAUAAGAGAGGGAAAAAAUUCUUAAAAAGUUGGCUGUUAAUUUCUGUUCUCCGAAUAGACUAGCAUACCAUGUUUCCUGUGUGUGUGUGUGUGUGUGUGUGUGUGUGUGUACGGGGAGGGGGCAGGAUACCCAACACCAGUGGUUCUCAAAAAGUGUCCCGGGAGGCCCAAGGCAUGCUCAAAGAUGUAAACGGAAUCUAUUUUUUUCAUGUCUAUAAAAAAAAAAGCUGGAACUUGAAUGUCGUAAGCCAAGCCCGUCACAGAGGAGACGAUCAGAAUAUUACCUUGUGUUCCUAAGUGAACUUGAUUUCGUACAGGUCUCCAGUGAGUUGUUUCUGCCAUCUAUUUGCAUAUAGCCGAACUUCUUAUAAGUGUGGCUGAUAAGAGAGGUUGCAAGUGGAAGAGAUUGCGUCCCGCGCAUGCCCCGUGCUGUAACGCUCUGGAAGAAGUUUCCCUUUGUAAUUCACACGCUCUUGUUAACGCUGUGACGUUCAGCUGUAUGAUAGCACGUCAUGUAUUCACGCUCAGUAAUACCGUCGCGUGGAGUUUCAGCCCUUUGAUGUGUCCAGGGGCUGUCUUCUGACUUCAGUUUUUGUGCUCGAGAAUGUGAACAGUUGUUAGAUGUUGUUAGUAAUUCCGCCUUGAAAAUAAACGUGACAGUUAAUUUCAAAAA
Mirounga angustirostris (Northern elephant seal) is the source of this 3598-nucleotide messenger RNA. RefSeq names its product PNMA family member 8A (gene PNMA8A). The record is from RefSeq and is a predicted model, not a curated record. Bases 340 to 1839 code for a protein of 499 amino acids. NCBI's taxonomy places the organism in Eukaryota, Metazoa, Chordata, Mammalia, Carnivora, Phocidae. The transcript has 2 exons.